Messenger RNA from Arvicanthis niloticus (Nile rat), 1146 nucleotides. The record is from RefSeq and is a predicted model, not a curated record. NCBI's taxonomy places the organism in Eukaryota, Metazoa, Chordata, Mammalia, Rodentia, Muridae.
AUGACCCGCCGAAGACUGGCCCUGGGCUUGGCGUUCUCCCUGCUCGUUGGCACAGGUCUCUGGGUCCUGUGGGAAUAUGUCAAGGACUGGAUGCUGGUCUCCUACAUACCCUAUUACCUCCCCGGUCCAGAGUUCUUGUUUGAUGCCAAAACCUCCUUUCCAUGCACGGACGGCCGCCAGGCGCUCCAGAGUGGAGGCUCCCUUUCCACUUUUUUCCAAAAAGGCAUCAAGAUGGGUGUCCUUCACAAGUCCCUUCACAAGCUGCCCUUCGGGCAGGAGAAACUGAUUCAGCCUGUGACACAGUUACAAUACCCUCAGCCUAAGCUGCUGGAACACGGACCCACAGAGCUGCUGACACUUACUCCCUGGUUGGCACCCAUCAUCUCCGAGGGAACCUUUGACCCAGAACUUCUGAAGAAUAUGUACCAGCCAUUGAACCUGACCAUUGGAGUCACUGUGUUUGCCGUGGAGAAGUACACCUGUUUCAUUCAGUCCUUUCUGGAGUCAGCUGAAGAGUUCUUUAUGCGUGGGUACCGGGUACACUAUUACCUCUUUACUCAGGAUCCUGCAGCCGUUCCCAGAGUUCCCCUGGGCCCUGGUUGGCUCCUCAGCAUCAUCCCCAUCCGUGGUUACUCCCAGUGGGAGGAGAUCUCCAAGCGCCGAAUGGAGACCAUCAACAAACACAUUGCCAAGAGGGCCCACAAAGAAGUGGAUUACCUCUUCUGUGUCAUGGAUGUGGAUAUGGUCUUCCGUAACCCAUGGGGCCCUGAGACCUUGGGGGAUCUAGUGGCUGCUAUCCACCCAGGCUAUUUUGCUGUACCUCGACAGCAAUUCCCUUAUGAACACUGGCAAGUUUCCUCUGCCUUUGUGGCAGACAGUGAAGUGGACUUCUAUUAUGGUGGAGCAGUCUUUGGGGGACGAGUGGCCAGGGUGUAUGAGUUUACCCGGGCCUGCCACAUGGGAAUCCUAAUGGACAAAGCCAACAGCAUUAUGGCAGCCUGGCAGGAGGAGAGCCACCUGAACUGCUACUUCAUCUGGCACAAACCAUCUAAGGUGCUGUCCCCAGAGUACCUCUGGGAUGACAGGAAGCCUGAAGAUGAUCCGAUUCUCCUCAGUGGAAAAGGAUACAACUGGCUGAGGAGCUAA